This is a messenger RNA of Selaginella moellendorffii, 1015 nucleotides long. Its product is annotated as haloacid dehalogenase-like hydrolase domain-containing protein 3. The transcript is spliced from 6 exons. The record is from RefSeq and is a predicted model, not a curated record. Lineage: Eukaryota; Viridiplantae; Streptophyta; Lycopodiopsida; Selaginellales; Selaginellaceae. Bases 34 to 849 code for a protein of 271 amino acids.
UUCAUUUUGCCGGGAAUAUGCCCUGGCGCAGGAAUGGCGAUGGCGAGAAGAAUGGGCGCUUCCCUUGCGCGGCGCGGCGUCGCCGGCGGCCGGGUUUUGCUCGCGAGGAGGAGCUCUUCCGGAUGCGCCUUGGCUGCCGCUAGCGAUUUCGAUGAGUAUCGGCGGUCGAUCAACGGCGGGAUCAGCCACAAGGCGCUUCUUGUGGAUGCGGCGGGCACGCUCUUGAUCCCGGCACAGCCGGCUGCUCAGGUCUACCGCGAGAUCGGGAAGAAAUAUGGCGUGACGUACACGGAGCAAGAAAUUCUGGCCCGGUAUCGAUGGGCAUACUCGCAGCCGUGGUACCAGUCGCGAUUGAGAUAUGUCCGAGACGCGCGGCCUUUCUGGGAGUACAUCGUACAGCACGCCUCUGGGUGUUCGAGCAAAGAAUAUUUCGAGGAGCUGUAUCAUUACUACGAAACACCUGAGGCCUGGUAUGUCUCCGACCCAGAUGCUGGUAUGGUCUUUCAAGCUCUCAAAGACGCGGGUGUCAAGAUCGCCGUCGUCUCAAACUUUGAUACCAGGCUGAGGCCGCUGAUGAACUCGCUGGGAUGUGAUCACUGGUUUGAUGCCAUGGCGAUAUCCGCGGAGGUGGAAGCCGAGAAGCCAAACCCGACAAUUUUCUUGCAUGCGUGUGAAUUGGUGGGAGUCAAACCGGAAGACGCUGUGCACGUUGGAGAUGACCGACGCAAUGAUAUCUGGGGUGCCAGGGAUGCAGGCUGCGACGCUUGGCUCUGGGGUGGAGAUGUUCAAUCGUUUCGUGAUGUUGCAACUAGAAUGGGAGUCAAUCUUCCCCAGGCGAAGGCGAGGUAAAGUGUAAGGCGAGCUCCAAGUGAAAGAAAAGUACAGUCGCCUCUUGUAUAGUUUCCCGGCUUUUGAUACAGAGUUUCGCUGUAAAGCAUACUAAUGUGUGGACUGCUUGCAGCUGAGAACUGCAUUGUAAUUUUGCUUCUUAUAAUGACGCGAGAUUGGACUGCCA